This is a messenger RNA of Gastrolobium bilobum, 1564 nucleotides long. Its product is annotated as putative F-box/FBD/LRR-repeat protein At4g13965. Bases 293 to 1423 code for a protein of 376 amino acids. Lineage: Eukaryota; Viridiplantae; Streptophyta; Magnoliopsida; Fabales; Fabaceae. Gene Ontology annotation, molecular function: protein binding. The record is from RefSeq and is a predicted model, not a curated record. The transcript has 3 exons.
GCCCCAAAUCCCUUAUUCCUCACGUUGCUCCCUUCUCCCUCACUGGAGAAUCUCGAAAUCUGAGUACGAACUCGAACAUUUCCUCAGCAAACCGAUGACAUGAGUUUCGUGGAUGGCAAGCUCAACAGCCGGUAAGGCAUGAAUUGCUUUGAGUUAUUGUUUUAAGAAGCUGAAGUGGUCAUUUUUGUUAACACUCACGUCGUGAGUUAGGGUUAGGAUCAGAACCGUUUCUAGGUUCGUGACGCAGAAAAAGUGUUUGUAAGAUUUCAGUUAUGUCAUAGAACUUCAAACCAUGGCUGAUAGAAUUAGCACUUUAUCCGAUCCAGUUUUAUGCUACAUUCUUUCGUUUUUGCCUAUCAAAGUAGCUGUUAUCACCAGUGUUCUCUCCAAGAGGUGGAACCCACUCUGGCUCUCAAUCCCCACUCUCCACUUGGACUACGCUGCUGAACUAGGCAAAGAGAAAUUUACUCAAUCUGUGUACUCAGUUAUCCUCUCUCGAGAUUUGCACCAAUCCAUCCGAACAUUCCGCCUUAGCAGCUGUAAUGCUUGUCAUCCUAACGAUAUCAAAAUAUGGAUUAAUGCUGCAACACAACGCGGAGUUGAGCACCUCGACAUCGAUUUGCGUAAUACCCGGAUGGGAAACCCGGGUCAUGCAUGGAGAAACCAGUAUUUUAAUUGCGUUCUGAAACCUGCCAAAACCCUUGUGGUUCUUAAGUUGAAGGGAUUAACUUUGAAACCUUUCUCACAUGUUGAUUUUCCCUUGCUUAAAGUCCUGCAUUUGAAUUGCGUUAAAUUAAGAAGUAGAUGUUUUGCUGAGCUUCUUUAUCGGUGCCCAGUUCUUGAGGAUUUGGAAGCGAUAAGGAUUUCCUUUUUUGGUAACUCUUUACCUGACGGAGCGUUUAAAAGGUUAUCCAAGUUGGUCAGAGCAAAUAUUUAUGCACAUCAUGUUCCGUUGGAAGCAGUUAGUAAUGUAGAGUUUCUGUGCAUAAAUUUUUCGUGCAUAAAGGUGGAUAAUGUGUGUGUUCCUGUGUUUCACAAUGUAACCCAUAUUGAACUUGCCUAUACAAAUGAUUGGCUUGAGGUAGUAAUAGAAGUGCUCAAGCAGUGCCCCAAGCUUCAAGUUCUUGUCAUUGAUGAGAAUAAAGUCUUCCAACGACGCAAAGAUGAACGAGGAGAUUGGCCAUACCCACAAUCUGUUCCUGAAUCCAUUUCAUUACACCUCAAAGCUUGCCAUCUUAAGAAUUAUAAAGGCUGGGAAGGUGAGUUUCAAUUUGCAAGAUAUAUCAUGCAGAAUGCAAGACAUUUACGGUCCAUGACAUUCUGCUUUCACACUACCACAAAUGAACAGGCAAAGAACAAAAUGAUUGACAAAUUAUUCUUGUGCACAAGGCUCUCUGGAACUUGUAAACUUUCAUUUAAAUGAUAACAGAUGGGACAUGAGUAACUGUAAAUAGUUACUUGAUGUCUUCCUUUUUAUAAGUAGCUGCUAGGUAUGUACUUUGUCUUAUUUUUCUAAUUAACAACCUGUUGCUUUAUCGUAAUUUGAGUUACAGUGCACCCACUU